Messenger RNA from Poecilia reticulata (guppy), 3876 nucleotides. Lineage: Eukaryota; Metazoa; Chordata; Actinopteri; Cyprinodontiformes; Poeciliidae. The record is from RefSeq and is a predicted model, not a curated record.
GCCCUUUUCCUGUUCGUGGCAUCUUGCGCUGCGCAGCGUUAGCGACACCACCGGGAGCUGUGCGCAUAUUUUCUAUUCGUGUAAGGAGCACCGGAGGCGGAGGUUUCUGAGCAGAUCGACAGGCAGUGCGGGCUUCUCCGCCUAAUAUGAAAGCGUUUUUAUCCUGAUGCACCGAUGCGGGAGGAACUGCGACUCAUGGGGUGCUGAUUUACGUUUUGCAUUUUUACAAACGCGGAUGUGUUUUUGCACGAUCCGAGAGGCCUCGCUUAAACGGCAUCUUUCUGCAGCUCUAAUUAUUUUUUAUUUUUUUUAAAUAACUGCAGCAGGCUGAGAGACGAGCUUUCAGUCCCCGCUGAGUGUUACAUAACCGAGUGGCUUUAGCUGUCCAAGGUGCUGAACUGAGCGGUCGAACCUCAAAACCGGGGGACGAGCUGUGGGGAAUACACAACCUUGUAAGGUCAAAGGCCUGGAAAGCACUGGAUCCCACCUCGGAGAACAGAAGUGGAAAAUUGGUGAAGAUUGGUUAUAUUGCUCGCAAUUUUUUUUUUUUUCACCCCACGCCAUCCCUCGGGGAGAAAUUAGUUUCUGCGGUGGUUGAUUGAGCGAAGAGGGAAAAUGUCGGGGCAGACGCUCACGGAUCGCAUUGCCGCUGCGCAGUACCAGCUAACGGGAUCGGAUAUGGCCCGGGCUGUCUGCAAAGCCACCACUCACGAAGUGAUGGCGCCCAAGAAGAAGCACCUGGAAUACCUGGUGUCAGCCACCAACACCACCAAUGUAAACAUCCCUCAGAUGGCUGACACGCUGUUUGAGCGAUCCACCAAUGCCAGCUGGGUGGUCGUCUUCAAGGCUCUCGUCACCACUCAUCACAUAUGCGUCCAUGGCAACGAGAGGUUCAUUCAGUAUUUGGCUUCCAGGACCUCCUUGUUCAACCUCAGUAAUUUCAUUGACAAAACUGGCUCUCAUGGCUAUGACAUGUCUACAUUCAUCAGGCGGUAUGCACGAUAUCUGAAUGAGAAAGCCUUCGCCUACCGCCAAAUGGCUUUUGACUUCACCAGGGUGAAGAAAGGUGCCGAGGGAGUGAUGAGAACCAUGACCACCGAGAAGCUGCUGAAAGGCAUGCCUGUUCUGCAGACUCAGAUCGACACACUCAUGGAGUUUGACGUUCAUCCGAAGGAGCUGAACAACGGGAUCAUCAAUGCUGCUUUCAUGCUUCUCUUCAAAGAUCUGGUGAAGCUGUUUGCAUCCUAUAACGACGGAAUCAUCAACUUGUUAGAAAAGUUCUUCAAGAUGAAAAAAAGUGAUUGUAAGGAGGCCUUGGAGAUUUAUAAGAGGUUCCUGACCAGGGUGACGAAAAUUGGGGAGUUCAUGAAGUUGGCUGAGACAGUCGGAGUGGACAAAAACGACAUUCCUGACAUCAACUAUGCUCCCAGCAGUAUCCUGGAGUCUCUGGAAACACACAUGAACGGUCUGGAGGACGUAAAAGGUGGAAAGAAAGGUGAAGGGUCUCCAACAAAGGGGUCUCCAACAAACAACGUGUCUCCAACAUCGACUCCAGCCAAAUCUUCAAACGCCGUUCCCACGCUGCAGCCGCCCCCCGGGGACGGAGCUGCCGCCGCCGCCGCUGCUCCUGAGCCAGCUGAAGAUUCUUUGUUGGACUUGGAUCCUCUGGCCUCCACUGGUCCCACAGCGCCAUCAGCUGCACCAACAUCUUGGGGAGAUCUGCUUGGAUCAGAAAUGGGCGAUUCCUUGCUAUCUGAACCCCCACUCGCCGCAGAGGCCGCCCCCUCCCCUGCAGCAGCAGCGCCCACUCCUGCAGCGGCAGAACCUGGCGUCUCUCUAGCUCCUCCCACUAGCACAGCAGCCGCCACUUCCCCUGGUGCCGCCAAUAUGGAUCUGUUGGGAGACGCCUUUGCUACACCUGCUGCUUCCUCUGAGGCCCCUGCUGCAGCAGCAGAGGGUGGGGCUGCUGCUUCGUCCACCCCAGCCACCAACUCUGGAGCUGACCCUUUUGCUCCGUCGGAUGGCAAAACCAACACUGCAUCUUCAGGUCUAGAUCUUUUUGGGAUGAUGACAGUGGAGAACAAUAGCUCACUGGACGUCUGUUUUAGCUCUAUGGAGACUCAGGCCUCCCCUUCCCCAUCCCCUUCACCGCUCUUCACCUCCACAUCCACCACCAUCACCACCACUGCAACCAUUUCAGGCUCCGGCGUCAACAGCGCAGCGACGGACCUUUUCGGUGAUAUGUUUGACUCCAUGCCAGACUCGAGCUUCUCCAAAACGGACCCCUUACCCAGCACUGACUUGUUUUCAGCAGCCGAUUUGUUCAGCUCCUCUGCACCCAUCCUCUCCUCUGCACCACCACCCAAAAUUGACACAGGAGGCAUCAUGAGCUUGUUUGGUGAGCCUACAGGAGGGGAUGCCCCAGCUGCUGCUGCUGCUGCUGCACCAGCUGCUGCUGCUGCUGCACCUGCUGCGGCUCCAGGUUCUGAGCUCAUGUCAGUAUUUGAUGGGCUAGGCGACAUAAUGAAGCCCACUGUGACCCCUCAAGCGGGUGACGUUGACACCUCCAUGGCUAACAUGGCAAGUAACCUCACAAUGGGAACUGCAGCGGCUCCUCAGGUAGCUCCCCCAAGUUGGGGUGCACCCAUGGCACCAGUUGCUGGAGCACCAAUGAUGCCCAUGGCCAGGCCAGGCUUCCCUGCUGCAGGAGUGACCCCGGGGGCACCGAUGUCUCCUGGAAUGACCCAAAGCCCCAGAAAGCCCCCACCACCCAGGAAUGCUCUGGAUGACCUGAAUAUCAAGGACUUCAUGUAGACUGCCUGACCCAUUAACCCCAAGGUUUGUCAUUGUGUCUGGAGAUCUGUGGAUAUGGAUGUCUGCAACCCCCUCGCCCCUCCAGUCCCUUCUUCAGCCAGCCAGCCAGCCAUCAUCUCUUUGGUCUUUUCCCCUCUAACCCCCCACCAGCCUUGACUCUUGUAACAAACUCUCCCUUCCUAUCUAAUGUUGUAGCACAACUGUGAAUAUGAACCCUAGAUACAGAAAACCAGAGUUAUGUUUCAAUGUGUGUGAGUGUGUGUGUGUAUUUCAGUGUUAACCUUUACUUAAUAUACUAUGGAAAAAUAAAUGACCAAAAAAAAAAAAAAAGUCAAUAAAUGUGUAUUUAGAAUCAUUCAGCAUAUCAGCUGACUUGGAAUGGUGGAAAUAUGUUGGUUUCUUUUUGCAUCAACCAGACAAGGACUGUGUUUAAAGUUAAAUGUGGACUGUGUUCAGUGUAGCUUCACUCGCCAACCCCUAAGUCACUCUCCUCUGCCCCUGAUGUCCAAACCAGUACUGAGCGAUGUUUUAUGUCAUUAUUAACUUGCUUGUACCCAUAUUAGCUUGGGAUUCAUCCUCCCACCUGUCAACCUCACAACACAAAAGCACCAUAACUGAACUUGCACUGUUCAUCCGGACUUAUAAUUGAGCACAUCUGCUUUCUGUUUUACAUUCAGUUUCAUUCGUUUUGACAUUGUGUGAAACAUGCAAAAAAAAAUAAAUAAAAAUUGUGAACUGUUCAAAUUGACAUAUGCAUUUUAGACUACUUUAAAUGACAGAAUUUACAUAUUUUCAGUAAUCUAUUGUUAAAAAAGUAUAAAUAUAUUUAUUUUUAGUUACUUUAAAUUAAAGAAAAAGAGCAAGUUCGCAUACAUUUCCGCAUUUUCUUUGUUCUUACUUCUCUGUCAAAAAGAGAUGGUAUUGAAUGGAGUGUGUUCUGUGGCGCCCCUUGCUGGUGUGAAGUGAUACUGCAUUAAAGCAUGCAACAGGCCAAUCUGGGAUGCAUUUUAAUAAUCUCAGUGAGCUUCUUUUUUUUUUUUUGUCUUGGUCUUAACACAAGUA